This is a messenger RNA of Ramularia collo-cygni, 1056 nucleotides long. RefSeq names its product probable alcohol dehydrogenase 1. Gene Ontology annotation, molecular function: oxidoreductase activity; zinc ion binding. Lineage: Eukaryota; Fungi; Ascomycota; Dothideomycetes; Mycosphaerellales; Mycosphaerellaceae. The record is from RefSeq and is a predicted model, not a curated record. The transcript has 3 exons. Bases 1 to 1056 code for a protein of 351 amino acids.
AUGUCAAUCCCAACCGAGCAGUGGGCGCAGGUCGUCGAGAAGACCGGAGGACCAGUCGUAUACAAGAAGAUUCCCGUCCAGAAGCCGGGUCCAGAUGAGGUGCUCGUAAACAUCAAGUUCAGCGGUGUCUGCCACACCGACUUGCACGCCGUCAACGGUGACUGGCCACUCCCAACCAAGCUUCCACUCGUCGGAGGCCACGAGGGUGCUGGUAUUGUGGUCGCCAAGGGUGAUUUGGUACAGGACAUUGAGAUUGGUGACCACGCUGGUGUCAAGUGGAUCAACGGUUCUUGCUUGUCUUGCGACUUUUGCCAGCAGUCCGAUGAACCUCUUUGCUCCAAGGCACUCCUGUCCGGAUACACCGUCGACGGCUCCUUCCAGCAGUACUGUAUCGCCAAGGGUGCGCACGUUGCUCGCAUUCCCAAAGAGWGCCCCUUGGAUGCCAUUUCGCCCAUCCUUUGUGCCGGAAUCACCGUUUACAAGGGCCUCAAGGAAUCCGGCGCCAAGCCAGGACAGACCGUCGCCAUUGUAGGUGCCGGAGGUGGACUUGGUUCUCUCGCACAACAAUACGCACGCGCCAUGGGUCUUCGCACUAUCGCCAUUGACAGCGGCGAGGACAAGAAGAAGAUGUGCCUGGAGCAGCUCGGUUCAUACGCCUUUGUCGACUUUGCCACCAGCCAGAACCUGGUCAAGGAUGUGCAGGCAGCGACUGACGAUGGUCUCGGACCACACGCCGUCAUCCUGGUCGCCGUCAACGAGAAGCCAUUCCAGCAGGCCGCCGAGUACGUGCGCCCACGCGGAACCGUCGUCUGCAUCGGUCUGCCAGCUGGUGCCUACCUGAGAGCGCCAGUGUUUGAGUCGGUCAUCAAGAUGGUCACCAUCAAGGGCUCGUAUGUUGGCAACCGCAAGGACAGCUCCGAGGCCAUUGAAUUCUACCGCCGUGGAUUGAUCAAGGCACCGUUCAAGACUGUUGGUCUUUCUGAGCUCCAGAGCGUGUACGACUUGAUGCACAAGGGUGCCAUUGCCGGUCGCUAUGUUGUCGACACGGAGCGAUGA